AUGGAAACACGUCGCGACGAGCUGCUCCGGCGAUACCACGGUGCAGCUUCGGACAUUUCGGUCGGGUUUCCCACCGUCGAGGGGCCCACAGCCGCCGCCAAGGGUCCCGCCGGUCGCAAGACAGGCUCAGCUGCCUUGAAGGGCGUCGAGGACCUCGUGAGGAGGCAAGCAAAGAAGCUGCUCGCCACGCCCCCUCCAGGCGAGACGGAUGCUCUCCUCCGGCGUCUGGACGACGUAGCCUCCAUAGCCAUGACGCGCUUCUACGCCUUCCGCUACGAUCGCGUGCCGGAUCCCUGGCGCCGCAUGUACACGGACACGCUCGUGCUGACGAGCUACGUGCACCUGCUGCGGUUGUCGGACACAUGCCAGGCCGCAGACCCGUGGAGUCCCGUGACGGAGAAUCUGGACCGGGCGCUCAUCACGACGGGGGGGCAGAGCGCGUCGCUCGGAGACGGCUGGAUCGGAGACACGAUGCAGCUCAUCGAGGAUGUGCUCCUGGCCGAGGGGGGCGAUCGGCGUCCAGCCAAGCGGCAGAGAAAGGACGGCGCAGAUGACCUCUUCCCAGCCGACGAGCCGUACGGCCGUCCUGCGCUGUCGGCCUCGCACGAGUGUCCCCGGCACCGGGGCUGGACAGUAGACAGGUUCGAGGCGUACAUGGAUGCCGGCGGCAGCGGACGGCCCAAGCCCCUCGUCCUGACCGACGUCACGACGCACUGGCCUGCUCUGACGGACCGCCCCUGGAGAAGCAGGGAGUACCUCCUGUCCCGCACGCUUGGCGGUCGCCGCCUAGUGCCCGUCGAGGUAGGGCGGAGCUACGUCGACGCCGACUGGGGCCAGGAACUCACAUCGUUUGGCAGCUUUCUGGACCGCUACGUGCUCAGCAGCGACGACGCUGGCAGCCGGAGGCAGGCCGUCGGCUACCUCGCCCAGCACAAUCUGUUCCGCCAGAUUCCCCGGCUCCGCAACGACAUACUCAUCCCGGACCUCUGCUGGGCCGACGUACCCCGUCACCCGGGAGGCCCGGCACGAGACCAGCCGCCUGUCGGCUCUCCGCGGCUGAACGCGUGGUUCGGCCCCGCGCGCACAAUCACCCCGCUCCACACCGACGGCUACCACAACCUGCUGUGCCAGGUCGUCGGGACCAAGUACGUGAGGCUGUACCCGCCCGAGGCUACGCCCACCAUGCGGCCCAGACCUACCGAGCAGGGCGUCGACAUGAGCAACACGAGCGCCGUGGACCUAGGCAUCGUAGAGGGGUGGGACGAGCCCGGUGACGACGACGGUGAUGAUGACGAUGCGCUUGAGAGCAUGAGGAGUGAGCUUAGGGGUGUCGAGUACAGAGAGUGUAUCCUCGGCCCUGGGGACACGCUGCUCAUACCCAUGGGCUGGUGGCACUAUGUUCGGAGUCUUAGUGUUAGCUUCAGUGUCAGCUUCUGGUGGAACUAA
Geosmithia morbida is the source of this 1446-nucleotide messenger RNA. Its product is annotated as lysine-specific demethylase 8. Lineage: Eukaryota; Fungi; Ascomycota; Sordariomycetes; Hypocreales; Bionectriaceae. Bases 1 to 1446 code for a protein of 481 amino acids. The record is from RefSeq and is a predicted model, not a curated record. Gene Ontology annotation, molecular function: 2-oxoglutarate-dependent dioxygenase activity. The transcript has a single exon.